AUGAGUGGGAUAAUGCUUCGGAUCAUAGCUACUGUAUUAUCCGUAGCCAUGAACACAACAAUGUGGGAUAUAAAGUCUUUAGAUUUUAAAUACCGUGAAGCUAAGGAGAAUUACAGUAGAAUUCAAGGAGAAGCUGCCUCGAAUCCAACUGAUGUAAACCUUCAGCAGGCUGCCUCAGACCAGUUGCAGCAGCUUCAACAGUUGCAGAAGAAUUACUCCAGUUUUGUCAUUCAGCAGAGUAAGAUAAUUUGGGUCAAGUUUUGUGACGAAAAUUCAAGUUUCUUCCAUGUUGCCAUGAGGAAAAGGAAGCUCGAAAACAGAAUAACUACCUUUACUAAAGGUAACACUAUUGAAGAUGAUUUUGACAAGGUGAGGAAUCAUUUUAUAUCUCAUUUUAAGCAAUUCAUGGGUAGCAGAAGUUUGGCUACCAGCAGAAUAGAUAAAGAGAGUAUAAAACAGGGUACUUGUCUCAAUUUGAUGCAGCAAGUGAAUCUCAUCAGGCCUUUUAGUAAGAGUGAUGUGAAGAAAGCUAUCUUUAGCAUUCACUCCUCUAAAAGCCCUGGUUUGGAUGGAUUGGGUCGAAUUUUUUUAAAGAUCUUUGGAGGGAUAUUGGUGGCCAACCCGAAGUCAGCUAGUGAUUAUAGGCCAAUUGCCUGCUGUAAUACAAUAUACAAAUGCAUUUCAAAAAUUAUUUGUACAAGGCUUUCGGAAGUGCUCGCUUCUCUUGUCCAAAGCAACCAAGGGGCUUUUGUGAAAAACAGACUUCUUGCACAUAACAUUAUGAUUUUUCAAGAUCUCCUUAAAGGUUACUCGAGGAAAAACAUUUCGGCGAGAUGCAUUAUGAAGAUUGACCUAAGCAAGGCCUAUGAUACGGUUGACUGGUUGUUUGUUGAAGAUUUGUUGAAGCUCUUUUGUUUUCCCUCUCGUUUCAUCAGUUGGAUAAUGACUUGUUUGAAGGGAACCUGUGACAGUCAAUAG
Cannabis sativa is the source of this 978-nucleotide messenger RNA. RefSeq lists its product as uncharacterized. NCBI's taxonomy places the organism in Eukaryota, Viridiplantae, Streptophyta, Magnoliopsida, Rosales, Cannabaceae. Bases 1 to 978 code for a protein of 325 amino acids. The transcript is spliced from 4 exons. The record is from RefSeq and is a predicted model, not a curated record.